UCAGCUAUGGGAACUCUGGAUCUUCGGGAUCUGUCUAUAUUUUCCACCAAUGAAACCAUGAUACUAUUGGAUUCCAAUCUUGGUCAUAUUUAUAACUCCGAAGGACUCGUCUUUAUCUCAAUCUCUGUCGAUUGAGGCACCGGAAAACUAAACCCUAAUGGCUGAGCCGCCAGAACGCAGGCCUUCAUUCUUCAAGGUUUUGAACGAGGAUUUUUCCACUCUUCUAAGGUUGCCGCUGCUUUUCACGGCUAAUUAUGGGAAACAUCUGCCGGAAUAUCCAGUAGUUCUGGAGAUAGAAUCUGGAGAGUCAUGGCCGGUAAAGAUAGAAGAGGAUGAAGAACACCAGUGCUUCACUCACGGCUGGCCGGAAUUCGCAAAGGACCUUCGUUUAGAACUGCACGAUUUUCUGGUGUUUUGGUUUAAAUGCCCUUCAAAGUUCUUGGUUGAAGUUUAUGGAAAAACUGGCCCUGCAAAGACCUUCAAUCCGCCCAUCAAAGGUAAGGUUUCCCCAAAGAUUGAACGGAACGACGUUUCUGCAGAUGCUGCGGCGGCGGCGGCAUCAGACGACGACGGUGCCAUGGAGACAAAGAAGAAGAAGAGCCGGCCGUGCUUUUCUGUCGACAUGAAAUAUUCCAACAAAUCUAGACUGCGUAUUCCGACGGGGUUCAUGAGAGAGACGGGGAGGAUGGGAAGCAUGUGCGUGGUGCUGAGGGAUCCGGUGGGGAUGGAAUGGCCGGUUCUGAUAUCCCGGCACGGCAAGAGCCACAAGGAUAGGAGUGAUAUGACGAAGGGGUGGAAGGAAUUCAAGGCUGCAAAUGACUUAGUUGAUGGCGACGUUUGCACAUUCACCCACACUGAAACCCCUGGGGGUUGGGUGCUCCAAGUUCAGGUCCAAAGACUAGAUACAACCCGCACACUUCCUAAGCCCUGUGGUAGACCAAAAAGAGAUCAAUAAUGUCAUCCACCCAUAUAAUAUUACUUCCUCUUCCUCUCUUUUUUCA
Molecule: messenger RNA, 1001 nt
Organism: Ipomoea triloba (trilobed morning glory)
Lineage: Eukaryota; Viridiplantae; Streptophyta; Magnoliopsida; Solanales; Convolvulaceae
Product: B3 domain-containing protein REM5-like
Exons: 4
Coding region: 158-955 (265 amino acids)
Molecular function (GO): DNA binding
Source: RefSeq, a predicted model, not a curated record